AUGGCAUCCUACUCGGGCAGAAACGCGGUUGUCAUCGGUGGUAGUCAUGGCAUCGGCCUAUCAACAGCUCAGCUUCUGGUUGACAAGGGUGCAAAAGUCCUCGUCACCGGUCGAAGCCUUGGACCCAUUGAAGCAGCAAAGCAACAACUAAAAGAUACGGCCGAGAUUGUACCAUGUGAUAUCACUUCAACCGCUGCCAUAUCUGAUCUUGUUCAGACGGUGCAGUCCUUUUUUGGUGCUGGACAAAGCAUCGAUCUUCUCUUUGUCAACGCUGGUUAUGCCUCUCUGGAGCCAUUCGCUACUGUGUCAGAGGAGUCUUUUCGACGAACAUUCGACACUAACGUAUUCGGUGCCUUCUUCGUCGCACAAAAGCUUACCCCUCUCCUUAAAGAUGGUGGUUCCAUCGUAUUCACCACCUCGGUCGCAAACCAGGUCGGCAUCCCUGGCAUGGCGACGUACUCGGCUUCCAAGGCUGCCGUCCGGUCUUUCGUGCAGACAUUAGCAGCAGAGCUGGUUAAUCGGAGAAUACGGGUCAACGCAGUCUCUCCCGGUUUUGUGAAAACCCCAACGAUGGGUGUUGCAAGCGCCUCGAGUGAUGAUCUACGGGAGUUCGAAAACCAGGGUGUUCAGACUACACCCUUAGGUAGGGUUGGAGAACCGAUCGAGGUUGCGCGUGCCGUUUUGUUCCUCGCGUUCGAGGCCACCUUCACAACGGGCUCGGAGGUGACACUUGAUGGUGGGUUAGCGCUACUGAAGGCGCAUUAG
Aspergillus oryzae RIB40 is the source of this 765-nucleotide messenger RNA. RefSeq names its product putative short chain dehydrogenase. The coding region runs from base 1 to 765 and encodes 254 amino acids. The transcript has a single exon. NCBI's taxonomy places the organism in Eukaryota, Fungi, Ascomycota, Eurotiomycetes, Eurotiales, Aspergillaceae. The record is from RefSeq and is a predicted model, not a curated record. Gene Ontology annotation, molecular function: oxidoreductase activity, acting on the CH-OH group of donors, NAD or NADP as acceptor.